AAUUUCGGGGAGGGUCAAAAAUCACAUGUCAACAACGAUCAAGGAUAUUACAAGAAAGCAUUGGUUAGUGACGUGCAAGGAUUGUUGAGCUUGUUUGAGGCAGCACAAUUCAGAGUACACGGUGAAGAAAUAUUGGACGAAGCAGAUAAUUUCACCACCACUCAUUUGAAGCUAUUGUUGCCUACAUUGAGCAAUUCUCUCGCGACGCAAGUCAGGAAUGCACUAAAGUAUCCAAUCAACUAUACUAUGGUGAUAGUAGCAGCGAGGAAAUACAUAUCGUUAUACCAAGAAGAUAAAUCAUGUGAUGAAGUGUUACUAAAUUUCGCAAAGUUGGACUUCAACAUAUUGCAGAAAAUGCAUAAAAGGGAACUAUGUGAUAUCACAAGGUGGUGGAAAGAAUUGGACUUGGCAAAAGCAUUACCUUUUGCAAGAGACAGAAUAGUCGAGUUGUACGUCUGGAGUUUGGGUGUGUACAGCUUUGAGCCCCAGUAUAGGGUUGGCAGAAACAUACUUACCAAAAUGUUAUGCUUCGUUUCUAUUACUGACGAUAUCUAUGACACCUAUGGAACACUAGAUGAGCUUACUCUCCUCACGAAUUCAAUAGAAAGGUGGAACAUCGAUGCUGCAGAACAGUUACCCUCAUAUAUGAAGAUUUUUUACCGUGCACUUCUAGAUGUUUACAGUGAAGUGGAGAAAGAGUUGGCAAGUGAUCAUAACAAGUCAUUUCGAGUCAACUAUUCUAUAACUGCGAAGAAAAAGUUGGCAAGGGCUUAUUUUCAAGAAGCCGAAUGGUAUCAUGGGAAUAAUGUCCCAACAAUGGAACAGUAUGUGAAGAAUGGAAUUCGAACUAGCACUGUCCCAUGUCUUGCGACUCUCUCUUGGUUAGGCAUUGGAAAUGAAGCAACGAAGGAGGCAUACGAUUGGAUUGCAAGUGAACCUCCAGUUCUCCUUGCUUCCUCUAUCAUUGGUAGAUUAUCGAAUGAUAUUGUUUCCCAUGAGAGAGAAGUAGAAAGAGGAGAUGUAACAGGUGUCGAGUGUUACAUGAACGAAUAUGGUGUCACAAAGGAAGAAGCAUGCAGGGAGAUUAGGAAAAUACUGAAGAAUAAAUGGAAGGAUUUGAAUCGAGGAUGCCUAGAACCUACCGAUGUACCAAAAGUUCUGCUAAUGCCACUGCUCAACCUUGCUAGGAUGUGUGAGUUCGUAUAUAAAGAUGAAGAUGCUUAUACUGUUUCCAAAAAUAACUUCAAAGACAUCGUUUCUCUGGUGCUAGUUGAUCCCAUUACAAUAUGAGAACUUGAAAAGGAAAAACAUAAAGAAAAUGAAGGAAAAAAAAAACACUAAAAUUGCAACUCUAGAAUGCUUUUAUAUAUAUGUGUGUGCGCGCAAAAAGAUUUGGGUUGCUGGUUCCAGGGCAAACAGACAAUGCUUAUAUUUGGAUAAGCUAAAUGUACGUAUUGGAAUGAAUAUCAUUUGGUUUCGUGUAAUUUGUUUAGUUGUUGGAGUUGCUCUUUUGUAAUACUUAUAAUAAGUUAUAUACAUGACAUCUUAUCAAA
Molecule: messenger RNA, 1553 nt
Organism: Nicotiana attenuata
Lineage: Eukaryota; Viridiplantae; Streptophyta; Magnoliopsida; Solanales; Solanaceae
Product: (-)-germacrene D synthase-like
Exons: 5
Biological process (GO): diterpenoid biosynthetic process
Molecular function (GO): terpene synthase activity; magnesium ion binding
Source: RefSeq, a predicted model, not a curated record